AUGCUUAAUGCACCUGCCAUAAACCGCUUGGGUCAGGAUCCAGGAAGGGCUCACCGGAUCAAUGCCAACAGCUUCCAGCAAAACGCGAUAACAACAGUAAAAGGAUGGCAAUAUGUAGCUUUUUACACUGAAGAUAAGGGCGAUCCAAGCAAUGGGUGUUAUGUGAACUUGGCUCGGCGGAAGGUUGGUCCACUUGGACUUCGGCGGGAGGAAGAGGGGUGGGAGGUAUUGACUUUCGAAGACUAUAAGCAAGUUGUUGAUGAUGGGCACAAUACCAUAUCUAUAGGUGUUUGUAGAGGAGAUGGAACCAUCCAUAUCGCUUUUGAUCACCAUUGUGAUAAGUUAAGAUUUCGAAUUUCGAACCCUGGAGAAGAUAUAGGAGGCGGGAACUGCAGCUGGACCGUAUCCCAGUUUACCAAGACACAGAGCUUCUUGCCCGGUGUGGCUCCAAGUGACUUCACAAAAGAAGUGACUUACCCUCGUUUUGUGAACAUGGACGACAAUCUCCUACUUACAUACCGUAUCGGCCAGGCAGGUGAAGGAUCUGACGUCCUGUACCGCUAUUCGUCAGAGACCCAUAGCUACACCUUUCUUGGGCAAUACCUCACAGGUGUCUCGAACAACCCAUAUGUAAACGGGGUUGAUUACCGGAUGGGUAUGCUCCAUGUUUCGUGGUGCUACCGCAAUUUCGUCUCCUUUUCAGAAUCCGCAUCGCCGAACGCACAUAAACAGCAAGCUGGUCCGAACGGACCCGAAAACAAUUUUGAUCUCAACUAUGCAUUCUCUGAUGACCUAGGCCGGAGUUGGAAAUGCUCUGAUGGUGGUACCAUGGCCGGUAUUGGAGACGGAGAAACAUUUGGAGGCCAGAACACGAUAAUGCCCAGCGCAGAUGGUGCAAGAGUCUUUGAAAUUCCCAUGGGAAGUGGGAUAUUGAACCAAGAGGCCCAGACUGCAGAUUGGGAAGGUGGAUUCUGGGCUCUUAACAGGGAGAAAAUAAACAAUGAGCAGAGAUGGAUAUUGUAUUACAGGGACGCCUCAGCUAAAUGGACGAAGAAGCUGGUACCGCAUGUUUCUCAGCCUACUGAAACUGGCUCAAGGGCCAAGAUUUGCGUUGAUAGAAACAGCAAUGUCUAUGUGAUUCUGCCUGGAAAUUUGGAUACUAGCUUGAGCAUAUUUCGAGGAAGAAAGGACGAGGGGUAUGAUAAUUUUGAACUCAUCUGGACUGACGACGGGUACGAUGGCGAGCCUCUUGUAGAUGUACAGCGGCUUGAGGGGACUUGGGUCGCUUCCGCUUCCAACGCGACAUUCCCCAAAACAACCUCCGCUCUACAAACUCAAACGGAAACCCACGUGUGGCAAGAUACAAGGACGAGCAAAAAGAAAGCACAUGCAAUGGCACCCAAGAACCUACCUCCCGCCGCGAAACAGGCCAGGAUCCUGGAUUGGUUCAGGGAAUCGAUGAGCGUCUAUACCUUAAAGGAACUCGAGAAAUCACUGCAAUCAGUUGCAUCUAUCAACCAAAUGCAAGUCAAGGACUAUCUGCAAGCUCUCCAGGAUGAAAACCUCAUCCGAGUCGAGAAAAUCGGCAGCGGCAAUUGGUAUUGGUGCUUCAUGUCGGACGCAAAGAAGACCAAGGAGAAUAUGAUCAACACGCUCAAGGGCGAGGAGAGCAAGCUUGUAGCUUCGAUUACUGAUACUGAGAGACAAAUCCAGGAAGAGAUGACCAAGCGGAAGAAAGAUUACGAGAUGCCUGAGAACAACGGCAUGGACCGAAAAGCCCUUCUCGAAGCACAUGAGACGCUAUUGAGGGAGACUGAGAUGCUUGACAAGGAGUUGGCUUGCUACAGCGACAACGACCCGGCAGAAAUCUUACGCAAGAUAGAGGAGACUAAGACGAUGAGGGAUCGGGCUAUGAGAUGGACUGAUAACAUCGAGGCUAUAGAAUCAUUUAUCGCCAAUCUCACCGGCGAUCGAGCUCGAGCAGCUGAACUGAUGCAGUCGACCUGCGGCGACGAAUACGUGGUCGGGGAGGGCCUGAAGGACCUCUGCUUCACGGCAUGA
Venustampulla echinocandica is the source of this 2061-nucleotide messenger RNA. RefSeq lists its product as uncharacterized. Gene Ontology annotation, cellular component: DNA recombinase auxiliary factor complex; condensed nuclear chromosome. The record is from RefSeq and is a predicted model, not a curated record. The transcript has 6 exons. Gene Ontology annotation, molecular function: double-stranded DNA binding; recombinase activator activity. Gene Ontology annotation, biological process: meiotic joint molecule formation; meiotic strand invasion involved in reciprocal meiotic recombination; homologous chromosome pairing at meiosis. Bases 1 to 2061 code for a protein of 686 amino acids. Lineage: Eukaryota; Fungi; Ascomycota; Leotiomycetes; Helotiales; Pleuroascaceae.